This is a messenger RNA of Penicillium odoratum, 672 nucleotides long. RefSeq lists its product as uncharacterized. The transcript is spliced from 2 exons. The record is from RefSeq and is a predicted model, not a curated record. Lineage: Eukaryota; Fungi; Ascomycota; Eurotiomycetes; Eurotiales; Aspergillaceae. Bases 1 to 672 code for a protein of 223 amino acids.
AUGUCUCGCCCAAGAAAGAUCGAUGCCAUCUCGAUUCUGGAGAGUCUCUCUUCACUCUUGGGAAUACGAUCAGGAAAAAUUCCCUUUCGCGCCCAAAAUCGAAUCCUCCAAGCCAUACAGCAACACCUUGAGUUCCAUGCAUUUUGGUUUGCUCACAAAUGGCUGCCGGUGAAGUCUCUCAUGAACAGGUGGACGUGCCCAGAAGAAUUAGAGCUACACAGAUUCUUCAUAUUUUUGGCAAGGAAUAAGACCCGAGUACAGCACAGUGCCUUCCGCCAAGCGAGUCGCGCUCUACUGAGAAUGAAAGGACCAGUGUCCGCAAUUCGUCACGCUGCUGUUCAUCGUCUGAGUCAGGAUCGUGAAUCUCUCCUGCAAAUGAAUCGCGUCGCCAUUGAAUUCGUGAUGAUCACCGGUGAGUCUUCGUCCCCUGCGAAGCUUUGCCGUCUCCUUGACUUCUUGGAGGCUAGACUUCCGAAAUCAGACCGGCUUGCGAAACCCAGCCCGUUUCCGGAGCGGCCUUUAAAAUCCAAAAGUUUUCUGCGCAGACGUCGUUACAUAAAAACGAAGGCUCCACUCACACCACUACCAAAAUCUACCAUUGAAGUCGUACAAUGGGUUGAGGGGUAUUUUGUGCUGGAAGUGGAGCGCUUCUUGCAUGCAGUGUUCUUAUAG